CCUACGUGUAUAUUUAGCAUAAAAACCGACCAAUUUUAAGUACUCAACUAUGUACUGGAAUGUGAUUGGCUAGCUAAAGACCGAACCCUGGCUUUCACCUAUACGGUAUCAGAUAACACUGCGACAUUGCUCAGCACGACAGAUAAGUAAAAGCCAAAAAUAGGAUUUGUGUAAAUAGCUUGUGGCUCACUAAGAGGAUCAAAAUGGCGUUUAGCUUGUGUUUAGCGUAGGUUGCCGUCAGCGAGUUGUUAGAACGUCGCCGCUGGACACACUUGGACUGAAGGAUGACCGGGGUAGCUAUCGACUACAGCGCCUGGGAUCACAUUGAUAUCUCGGACGACGAUGACGUCACCAACCCUUACGUCGACACGCCGAGCUUGUUUCGGAUGAGACACCGGGCACGUCUGGAGAAGAUGGCCGGGUUCCAGCAAAGGGGAGAAGACCUGGAGAGCAACCUGUCAGAAUGCGGCAGGCUCCUGGAGGAGGCCGAGCGACGACUCCGAGCGAUGGAGGAAAGGAAGACUGAGGUGGAGGAGGCCAACUUGACCAACGUCCGGGCGGAGGUGAAGAAACUGAAAAAGGACAAAAGAUUAUUCGAGAAGAUGUGGGAGCAACACAAGCGUGAGGAGAAAAGGCUUCCCUGGAAUGUGGACACCAUUAGCAAAGAUGGCUUCAGCAGGAGUAUCGUCAACAUAAAACCGAAAGAAGAGACACAGGAGGAAGGUGUGGAGAAGUACGCUGAGGAAAUCAAACACUUUGGUAUGUUGCGGCGCUACGACGACAGUCAGAAAUAUCUGUCGGACAAUCCGCAUCUUGUGUGCGAGGAGACGGCUAACCGCCUUGUGGUCAUCUGUAUUGAGUAUGCGAUCGAUGAGAAGCACGCCUUGAUGGAGCAGGUGGCCCACCAGGCCAUCGUCAUGCACUCCAUCUUAGAUUUGGGCCGAGCAUUGAAGGUGGACCCGCGUGGCUGCUUCAGGCAGUUCUUCUCAAGUAUGAAGAACGCGGACCAGUUGAACCGGGAAGCUUUCCAACGUGAGCUGGAACUGCUGAAAGAGCGUGUAAGGAGCUGCGCACGGAUGCGGAUGGAGGAGGCCAGGGAGGAGCUGGAAGAAGAGGAGAAGCAAAAAAGAUUGGGCCCCGGUGGUCUAGAUCCUGUCGAGGUCUACGAGUCACUGCCCAAGGACAUGCAGAGGAGCUUUGAUGAGAAGAACAUUGAGAUGCUGCACGAAGCUAUGGGCAAAUUGGACCUUGAGGAGGGCAAAUAUCACCUGGCAAGGUGCAUCGACUCUGGACUGUGGGUGCCUGACACGGACAGCGACCAGGAGGAGGAGGAGGAGGAGGAGGAGGGGGAGGAGGAGGAGAAGGAGGAGAAGGAGGCGGGAGGAGAGGAAGAGGAGGCGGAGGACCGGCCCGCCUUCAUCUGGACGCCAUCAAGGAAGAAGCAAAGAGACGCUCAAACUUGUGACCUUCCAAGAUGACUUCCAAGCAGUGAUGCUCGUCAUUCCGAAAGGUCACCGCAAAACACGACGCUCUUGGAUUUUUGUACUGCACCAAGGACAGAUUUUUACAAGGU
Molecule: messenger RNA, 1573 nt
Organism: Syngnathus typhle (broad-nosed pipefish)
Lineage: Eukaryota; Metazoa; Chordata; Actinopteri; Syngnathiformes; Syngnathidae
Product: hsp90 co-chaperone Cdc37-like
Exons: 10
Coding region: 285-1478 (397 amino acids)
Biological process (GO): protein stabilization; protein folding
Cellular component (GO): cytoplasm
Molecular function (GO): protein kinase binding; protein-folding chaperone binding; heat shock protein binding
Source: RefSeq, a predicted model, not a curated record